AUGAGUUUCAAAGUCAAUUUCAACGCGCACGGCAAGGAUCUCGAAGCAGCAUAUCAGGCUGUUUUGAACAACAAUGACCCCACAAACUGGCUCAUCUAUUCCUACGACAAAGGCACCAGCGACCUUCGUGUUCAAGCAACGGGUGAGGACGGUCUCGAAGAGUUGACCGAAGAAUUUGCCGACGGCAAAAUUCAGUUUGCUUACACUCGCGUCAUUGACCCCAAUACGGAGUUGCCAAAGUUUGUCUUUAUUGCUUGGUGUGGCAGUGGCGUUCCUGAGACCCGCAAAGCUUUCUUUAAUAACCACAUGAAUGAUGUAUCCAAGUUCUUUAAGAGUUUCCAUGUGCAAAUUAAUGCUCGUGAUGAGGCCGAUGUGGAACCUGAGCUUAUCAUGAAGCGAGUCAGUGAAUCUUCGGGAGCCAAAUACAGUGUGCAUAAAGAGCAAAGCAAACCGCAGCCAGCAGUGACACCCGUGGGUUCCGUUUAUCAAAAGACGCAGAUUCCUGAUAUUGCAUCCAUGCAAAAGGAAGCCAUGACCAGAGACAACAUGCCUGCUCCCGUGGGAACUAACUAUACACCGGUGCAAACGGCACCCAAGCGUCUUACCACUCGAUGGGGUUCACAGGCCCAGGAUUCCGGUGCUGCGGCGGUACGAGCGGAACGUGAGAAAGCAGAACGAGAAGUACGUGAACGUGAAGAACAAGCGGCUCGCGUUCAACAACAACGCGAUAUGGCUAGCGAUCAGCAGCGACAACAGCAGAUGGAAGCGGAAAAUCAACGUCGUCAGCAGGAAGAAGCAGCACGUCGCGAACAAGAAGACGCUGCACGCCGUGACCAAGAAGAAGCGGAACGCCGUCGUCAACAGGAGCAGGAAGAACAGGAAAGACAGCAACGUGCAAAUGAAGAGGAGCAACGACGAGCUGAAGAAGCCGCAAGACAGGAAGAGCAUCGACGUCGACAACAACAAGAAGAAGAAGACGCACGACGACGUCAACAGGAGGAAGACGAGGCACGUCGUCUCCAGCAGCAACAAGAGGAAGACCAAAGACGGGAAGAAGAGGAACGGUUGCAACGCGAAGCUGAACGUCAACAGCAGGAGCAACAAUCAUUGCAAAGCCAGUUGGAUGACACGGCGGAUCGUGCGGUUCAUAAAGCGGCCAACGUGGCUGCAGAUGCUUCAAUGGCCCAGCAUGGUCAAGGUUUAUGUGCCGUUGUGUUGUUUGGUUACGAAGCGGGCGAAUCCAAUGAAAUGUCAUUGAUGGAAGGCGAAGUGGUCACUCAGAUUGAUCAAGUCGAUGAAGGAUGGUGGUUUGGUGUCAGUGAGGAUAAUACCAAGCAAGGCCUGUUCCCAGCCAAUUAUGUCCAACUCUUGGAAGAAGCUGAACAACCACCCCAGCAACAGCAACAACAACAUCAAGAACCAGAGGCUGCUCCUCCUGCCCCACCUGCGCCCGCUCCACCGGCUGCGCCUGCCGCUCCUCCCGCACCCACUCCUCCAGCGGCUGCUCCCAGUACUCCUGCUAAGGAAGAUUUUGGGCAAACCGCGGUGGGACUCUAUGAUUACGAGGCCGGCGAAGAUAACGAGAUCUCUUUUAGAGAGAAUGAAGUGAUCACACACAUCGAAUUCGUCAGUGAAGAUUGGUGGCAAGGCGUGGCUCCCGAUGGUAAAUCCGUUGGCUUAUUCCCAGCAAACUAUGUACAAUUACAACAAUAA
Molecule: messenger RNA, 1713 nt
Organism: Radiomyces spectabilis
Lineage: Eukaryota; Fungi; Mucoromycota; Mucoromycetes; Mucorales; Radiomycetaceae
Exons: 8
Coding region: 1-1713 (570 amino acids)
Biological process (GO): regulation of actin filament polymerization
Cellular component (GO): site of polarized growth; plasma membrane; cortical actin cytoskeleton
Molecular function (GO): actin filament binding
Source: RefSeq, a predicted model, not a curated record